AUGUCCACUGAAAACAAGCUCCUUAGGACAGUGAGCAGUACUGUUGAUGAACCAUUUGUUUCGGAAGCUUUAGCAAACGAUGAUUUGAGGUCACAUAUCUCCAAACGUGAAGGCUCAGAGAGUUUAAAGAAGUCGGACUCAAAUAAUGGAUCAGAAGAUGUUGAUGAAAAGUCACCUUAUGUCAAUUUACCAGAAGCGUUGCAACAUUUGACUCAUGAUGAAUUGAAAAAGUUGGAAAAGAAGGCUAUAAGAAAAAUCGAUAUUAGAUUACUUCCUAUGUUGGCUUUUAUUUACAUUUUGAAUUUCCUUAAUCGUAGCAAUAUUACAAGUGCUAGAUUGGGUGGUUUGGAAGCAGAUUUGAACUUACAAGGAAAUCAGUACCAGGUUUGUAUCUCCAUUUUGUUUGUUGGUUAUAUUUUGUUUCAAAUUCCAGGUAAUAUGGUGUUGAAUAAAGUGGGUCGUCCAUCGAUUUUUGUUUCGGUUGUCGUGUUUAGUUGGGGUGCUUGUGCCACAGCAAUGGGAGGUGUACAAAACUACGCUGGAUUGGCAGUCACUCGUGUUUUGUUGGGUGUUGCUGAAUCGGCAUUUUUUGGUGGAGCUUUGAUGAUUUUGUCUCUAUGGUAUGACAAAAAAUCUUUGGCAUCGAGGAACUCACUUUUGUACAUUGGAAACCCACUUAGUUCUGCAUUCAAUGGAUUGUUGGCUGCGGGCCUUUUGAAAAUGGAUGGAUUGGGAGGUAUUGCCGGAUGGAGAUGGUUAUUUAUUCUUGAAGGUGGUAUCACUGUCUUAACGGUUCCAUUUGCUUACUUCAUUUUACCAGAUAAACCAGCAAAUACCAAGUUCUUGAGUGAAAUGGAAAAAGAAAUUAUUCAAUGGAAAUUGAGAAGGGAUUUGGGUGAUGUUGAUGACUCGGACAAAGAGGCAAAGGUUAGUACAUGGGAUGGUUUUAAGUUGGCGGUAAAAGACAUGAAAAUGUGGAUGAUUUGUGGUCAAGUUGCUUUCUUGGCCGCUUCUAAAGGAAUCACCAACUUUUUCCCCACCAUUGUUGCUACAUUGAACUACAGUUCUACAAUCACGUUAUGCUUGGUUGCACCACCAUAUCUUCUCGUUAUCCCGGUUUCAUACUUUUGGGCCAGACAUGCUGAUAAAACUGGGGAAAGAACUUUCCACAUCAUUAUUCCAUUGGCGCUUUUGGCUGUGUCGUACGUGCUUGUUGUAGCAACAACUAAUUUUGGCGCUAGGUAUUUUGGAAUGGUGUUGAUGAUGCCUACUUCAGCCGCAGGUUUUGUUAUUGCAAUGACAUGGAUGUCAAAUACUUGCCCCAGACCUCCUGCAAAGAGGGCAGUUGCUCUUGCCUUGAUGAUUGGAUUGUGUAAUUCGCCAUUCACUUGGACUCCCUUCUUGUAUCCAACUGGCGAUGGUCCACGUUACGUCAAAGCCAUGGUUUGUAACGUGGCCUUCUCGGUGUUGGCAAUACUUAUGGUCGUUCUUUUGAGAAUAAGAUUGAUGGUUUUGAACAAGAGAAUUGCUAAUGGAACCAUGAAUUGGCAAAAGGAGUUGGGAAAAGGUAACGAUGGGUCCAAGAUUGAUGCUGAUUUUAGAUACUUAUAUUGA
Lodderomyces parapsilosis is the source of this 1614-nucleotide messenger RNA. RefSeq lists its product as uncharacterized. Gene Ontology annotation, cellular component: membrane. The record is from RefSeq and is a predicted model, not a curated record. Gene Ontology annotation, molecular function: transmembrane transporter activity. NCBI's taxonomy places the organism in Eukaryota, Fungi, Ascomycota, Pichiomycetes, Serinales, Debaryomycetaceae. Gene Ontology annotation, biological process: transmembrane transport. Bases 1 to 1614 code for a protein of 537 amino acids. The transcript has a single exon.